AUGUCGGAUGCCGAUUGGGAUGCCGAUGAUUUUGAGCCCGAGUUGAACCUAAAAGGAAAAUCCACUGAUAAGUGGGCAGGAGAAGAUGAAGAAGAAGUGAAGGAUAAUUGGGACGAUGAAGAGGAUGAAACCGAAGAUCAGAAAUCGUCUAAACCAGAACAUCAAGUUCUAACCACAGUAGCUCCGCCAAAGAAAAAAAAAUCGUUGAAAGAGAAGCUGGCUGAGAAGGAAGAGCAGAAGCGAAAGGAAGCUGAAGACAAAUUAGAGAAGAAAAAAUUGGAAGUUGAAGAGAGGAAGCAGUUAACACCAAAAGAAUUGAUGGAGGAAAAAAUGAAGAGGCAGAAAAUUCAAGAGGAGGCCGACUUGGCUCUGGCCAUCGAAGCUUUCGGUCUCGACAAAGAUGACGAACAGAAGAAUAAGAAAACAGGAGAGAUCGAGUCCUUCGAACCGAACACGAAAGAAGAUUUCGAUCAAUUGAAGAUGUUAUUGAAGAAUAAAUUAAUAAAAUACGAAAAAUCUCCUCUGUAUGUUUCAUUUCUGGAAAGCUUAUUCAGAGAUCUAGUUCUCGGAGUUGAGGCAGACAAUGUUAGGAAACUAUCGACAACGCUCACAGCCUUAUAUAAUGAAAAGUUAAAAAUUUCAAAAACGAAACCCAAGAAGAAGAACCUGAAGAAGGCCAGCCUAGUCAUGGAGGCCAACACACUGGAGAAUUAUGACGACGACGCAGCCUACGAUUACGACGACCUCAUAUAA
Messenger RNA from Helobdella robusta, 753 nucleotides. RefSeq lists its product as hypothetical. Lineage: Eukaryota; Metazoa; Annelida; Clitellata; Rhynchobdellida; Glossiphoniidae. The transcript is spliced from 9 exons. Bases 1 to 753 code for a protein of 250 amino acids. The record is from RefSeq and is a predicted model, not a curated record. Gene Ontology annotation, molecular function: translation initiation factor activity. Gene Ontology annotation, cellular component: cytoplasm; eukaryotic translation initiation factor 3 complex.